Molecule: messenger RNA, 2523 nt
Organism: Ostrinia furnacalis (Asian corn borer)
Lineage: Eukaryota; Metazoa; Arthropoda; Insecta; Lepidoptera; Crambidae
Exons: 10
Coding region: 264-2021 (585 amino acids)
Source: RefSeq, a predicted model, not a curated record
UGCGCACAUCGCGCAUCUUUGAAACUUUCCCCGAUCGCGGUGACAACGUACUCAUAACUGUUUCUUGCUUUAGUUUGGUAAAAAGCGCGCGCGGGACCACACGCCAUUUUGGUGCGAACUUUUCCGACAAAACUCCUUGCUCUGUGUUUAUUUUUUUAUGAAUGACAUUUACGAAAAAAGAAAAUGAUAGUGAUGUGACAGAUACGUAUUAGGAAAAUAUAUCGAUAACUUCGAAAAUAAAAUAAUUGAUUUAGUUUUUGAAAAUGUUCCAAUACGAGUACGAGAAGCGGCCGCCGUCAGCCGGCUCGUGCGACAGCCGCGCCACCGUCACGACCGACUGGAGCCGCCGCUACCCGCCCCCCACCCCCGCCAGGGCCAGGCCGCUGCCGUGCGAGAGGGACAGAGCUGUCCCUCUGAAGGUGUGGAUCAUCGCAAGCGCCUCCUGUUUCGCGGUAUGCGCAGCAUUAGUCCUCGCCACCAUCGUCGUCACACGCUGGGGCUCGCAGGCCUACACCAGACCCUUGGAGGAGCCGGAGCUUAUCUACUCGCAUCCACACCCAGUGUAUAUCACACCAAAACCGAUCCCCACCACCACAGAAAGUGACCCUACAUCUACUGGUAGUGACGAAGUAGAAAACGACAUAGACGUUCUAGAAAAGCUGUCCAUAUUCAAAAAUGUAGUCGCUCACAGAGAAAAAGCCAAGAAAACUGAAGAUCUAAUCUCCAAACCUCAAAUCCACCCAGUACAUGACACAACUAUUGAGCACACAGAAAGAAAGAUCGAGAAGAAAGAUCAGGCAAGAUUACCCAGCCAUAUCUUAGCUGGUAUGGGAAUAACGGGUAUCAGAAGACCUAUCCCAGACUUCAAGCCAACACUGCCCGAUGUAUUUAUCCACGAAGAAAUCAAACUACCCAACGGGUACAUGGUUGGUCUAAGAAAGCAUGAUGAUUACGAAGAAUACUACAACGAUGAAAACUUAUACGAUGAUUACAUGCAAAGUAAUACAAUGACUAAUUACUUAAUUGAAAAAGUGCAGGAACUACAUGAUUGGAUAACCACGGAUCCCGAUUUUGAUACUGUGAAGAAUUCUACGAAAAUUGCUAACAAAAGUACUGAAUUUAGUCAAGUUUUGAAAGCUUUAAAUGAAAGUCUAGUGCAAGGGAAUGUUAGUAUAAUAAUGAGCAAACUAAAAGACAUUUACUUUGGAGAUAACUACACUAGUGCGAAUCAUAGUAAAAGGAUGAUUUUGAGUAAUAGCACGGAUUUGCUGUCGUUUGGUAUUUUGACCCUGGAUGUAAUGUUGCUGCAUAACAUUCAGCUGAUGGCGUGGGAAAAUCAGGAGUCAGCGCGUGCUAAGAUGUUGAAAGACCCAGAUGUAUUCGCGUUUAACGCACUCUUCAUGGACCCCAGCAAGGUGGAAACUAAGCAGAACGAGGUCUACCACCACGACAAUAGCGUCCCGGUGUUCAGUAAACGCCAGAACGCCCGUCAAGACGUGGAAGACUUCGACCUCGGCAAGAGUCUGCUGGAGAGCUUCUUGGAAGUCGGCAUGAGUACUGCCCGCGCCGCCAUACACCUGGGACGCGCUUACAAGAACACCAAAGCGGUCCUCAACCAGCUCUCCACCCGAGACGCUCCGCAAGCACAGCUCUCUCGCAACAUCGAUGGCAACACCCAAGCAUUGAACCACCUUCAGACGUCAUUCUCUGGGAGCUCUAACGGGACGUAUACUGAACUGGACUGUAUGUGGAUGCUGUACUGUAAAAACUUGGUGGCGACGAGCAAAUUGAAUGCGCCUUAUGGGACCAUGGCGAGGAUUAAUGGAAUGGCGCUCCGUAUGCUCGCGGGUGAGCUGGCAGCAGAGAGGGCGCUGGAGACGAUGGUGUCAGAAGCGCUGGCGGGCUGGGCGCCGCUCAAGUGCGACGAGCUGUUCCCGAGGUGCAGUAAAGUGAAUGCUGCUACAGUGGUAAUGGACACAAUACUGCAACCCAUCAGGAAAGCUCAAGCAAAUAGGUUAUGAUCGUCAAAUCCUGAAUAGAGUAGUGAAAGUCACAUAAUAUAAGAGAGAGAGAGAGAGAGAGAGAAGGAUAGGAAAAAAUAACUCUCUCUCUCUCACCAAAAAUAUAGAAUGCUCAUAGCAGCAGUGGCUAUAUCAAGAGAUGUUGCAAUUACCGGAUAGAUGGCGCUUAGAGAAAGUUUCUAUGUUUAAUAUUGUGCCUAAAAUUUCAUUCAAUAUUUUGUGGGAAUUUGCUCAAUUAAUCAUCAAGUGGACGUAGAUUUCUCUACUUUAAAUUUAAAGUCAACUAAGUUGUAAAGAUAGUAACUGUUAUCUUUCAUUUGAAUUUGUUGAUCUUUAUUUUAUUUAUUUACCAGUGAACAAUACGACUUCACUAGAUACUAAGAGCGUAAGGAUAGAAAUAAACUUAUUGAUUAUUUUUAUUACUAAUCUUACAAGACAAGUACAAAAAACGUUUUGUCUAACUUUAUACAGUGUGAGUCACGUUAAAGUGUACAUAUGAAAA